AUGUCCCGCGAGCCGAAUGAUUCGGCGGGCAUUCAAGCAAACUCAGCAAAAGCCGAAGCCGAAGCCGAAGCCGAGAACAAGACCCAAGAUCAUAGCGAAGAGAUGAACCAGGAUGUUGCGGAAAGCACAAUUAUACGGCACCCUUCUGUUAUAUCGUUAACGAGCCUUGAUAAUUUGGAUAUUAUGUUCGUCAACAGCACGUCUUUAGAAUGGAAAAGUGAGGAAGAAGCCCACGACAGCGUCUCAUUCAAGGACCACAAGACAACUCGAGUUAUCCGGAUUUUAUGGCCAUCGUUCACCGGAAUAGUGCGCAGGGCAGGCGAGUAA
This is a messenger RNA of Aspergillus oryzae RIB40, 327 nucleotides long. RefSeq lists its product as uncharacterized. The record is from RefSeq and is a predicted model, not a curated record. Lineage: Eukaryota; Fungi; Ascomycota; Eurotiomycetes; Eurotiales; Aspergillaceae. The transcript has 2 exons. The coding region runs from base 1 to 327 and encodes 108 amino acids.